CAUGGAUCAUAAUAAAGAGUGCUCACAGAGGGACAAUCGCUAAAGGAGGAAGUAUCCUAACUUGUGUUUAGGUACACCCAUGUCUAACGACGCAUUGGUGCAACACUGUUCUCCUUUCAGAACAAACCCUGCCUGUUGGCUGUGGAAAACCAUCUACGGCUCUCGGAGAUGAGGUUCACAAGAUGCAUCACGAUGAUCCAGUUGGAAAUGCUACUGAAUGUCAUCUUUGUUUCGGGUACACCCAUGUCUAACAACGCAUUGGUGCAACACUGUUCUCCUUUGAGAACAAACCCUGCCUGUUGGCUGUGAAAAACCAUCUACGGCUCACGGAGAUGAGGUUCACAAGAUGCAUCACGAUGAUCCAGUUGGAAAUGCUGCUGAAUGUCAUCUUUGUUUCGGGUGGUGUGGGAUCCUGUCAUUCAGCCCUUCAUGCAUCUAUGCCAAACAAGAUGGAGGCAUUGAGCGACACUUGUUUGCAAAUUCCAUGUUCAUUUGAUUCAGUACCAUCAAAUCAAUUAGAUAAAACCAAACCCAUUUGGGGUGUAUGGUUCAAAUCGACCACCGAUUUUGAAGAUGUGGUUUUCCAAAGCAACAUACAAGAUAAUAUGUAUCCAAUUAGUAUCAUUGGGAAUAUGAGUGAAUACAACUGCACAACUGUUUUUACAAACAUGAACUCAAGUUAUGCUGACGUAUAUUACUUCAGAGUGGAAGGCACCAGUUUCAAGGCAACCGACAGGUGCAAUCAUCUUACAAUCACAGUUAAAGAUUCAGCCCCAGCACCCUCCAUACAGACCCUCCAGGAGGGACCACUAACGGAGGGGAGCAGGGUAACGUUCACCUGCAGGGCCAUCGCACCCUGUCCCACCCAGCCGCCUCACCUGAGCUGGAACCAGUCAGGAGGCCCUGAGGGCCGGCUGGAGCCGCACGGAGACCAAGAGCCUAACGUCAGGACCCGGCGGCUGAAUAUCACUCUGUCGGACCGACAUGACGGGGUCCGCCUCACCUGUCUGGUGGAGUAUCCGGUGAACGACCCAGCAGGCGGGCCCAGCAUCAGAACAGCAGAGAGCGUCGUGACGCUCAACGUUUCCUAUUCCCCGAAGGAUACCCAGGCCUCCGUCAGCCCCCCCACGGUGUCGCUGGGCAGUGUGGUCAACCUGACGUGCACCAGCAGAGCCAACCCCCCCGUUCUCCGGUUCACCUGGUUCAGGAGCAGUGCGGAGGGACCCCUGAACGUGUCAGAUGGAUCUUUGUACAGCUUCAAUGUGUCCAGCUACAGAGGAAUCUACUACUGCGUGGCCACGAAUCCCUUGGGAAAACAAACAUCAGAAGAGAUUACGCUAACUGUCAGCGGUGAAAGCGUCGAGUUGAAUGUCCUUCUGAUAAUUGGUGGAUUCUUUGGUACCGUCUUCUUUAUUGGUCUGAUCAUCGGUGUCCUGUGGUUACUGAAGAAACCUUUAACACAGCAACAGAAUCCAAUAUUCGAGGCGUCAGACAAGCAGGUGGAAGAGGAGAUCCACUACGGAGAGAUCGACUUUGCCAAGCGAGGUGCUGUGCAGAACCCAGUGUUCCCCCAGGGGGAGGAGCAGACCUCAGAGUACGUUGAGAUCACUGGUCAACAGGCUUAGAACACACAGAUCAGGGCUGAACUGGAGAGGAGCUGAAUAGUUUGGACUGGGAUCUCUUUAGUAUCCACUCAUGUCAGUGUAAACAUAUCCUGCUUCAGCAUCCAUGGCACCCUUUAUGCUUUUUGGUCUCAAGGCACCCAAUAAACAUUUACAUUUACAUUUAGGGCAUUUAGCAGACGCUUUUAUCCAGUCAAAUAAACCAAAACAAAAGUUUGUACGACUCCCUGCUUGGUUCUGUUUAUGAAAUCAAAAGCACAACAAAUGUUAGGAAAGGCCACUUUUAUAAAAUGCUGCAAAGAAACAGCAGAAUGCAUUUCAUUAAAAAAAUGUCCAAAGUGCCCCCUCUUCAAAGUGGAAAAUAUUCAAAUGUGAAUAAGUGGGAGGGAACAACUCCAGGGCAGGUAUGUCCACAGCGGACGAGGAUGUGACGUGAAGGGUGACAACGAUUUUAAAGUUCAGCCAGUUACCCAAUGGGUGGAGUUUGUCCCACCCACUCAUUUGUAUUUUAAUAUUGUCUACAUUGAAGCGUGCCAUAAUUUGAAUAUGCAAACGCAAAUAGUUUUAACUUUUAUUUGUAUAUUGUUACUUUUAAGCAGACAUUUUUUUAAAUGCAAAGAGAUAGCAUUUUAUUGUAUAUCUGAGUCAAAUAAUGUGUGUAUAUUAUGAAAAAUAAAAAGCAUUAGUGCUAUUGCAUUUUCUUCUUCAACAUUGUGUUUUCAUUUGAUUAUGGUCCUCAAAAUGACUCAUUAGUUAACAGCCCUUGAGAGUAUGGUGGGGAGGAUUGGAGUGAGAGUGUGGAUGGUGAUGGAACUGGUUCUGGACCAAAGCAGAUUGGUGGAAAUCGAGAUUGUCCCAGAUGACAAUGUAUCUCUUCUGCUCUGCAGACAUUUGACGUUCAAAAUAUUUGUGAUGUUCCUCCCUCUGACCUUCUCAGAU
This is a messenger RNA of Gadus macrocephalus (Pacific cod), 2561 nucleotides long. RefSeq names its product carcinoembryonic antigen-related cell adhesion molecule 5-like. The record is from RefSeq and is a predicted model, not a curated record. The transcript is spliced from 10 exons. Bases 333 to 1625 code for a protein of 430 amino acids. NCBI's taxonomy places the organism in Eukaryota, Metazoa, Chordata, Actinopteri, Gadiformes, Gadidae.